Messenger RNA from Mesorhabditis spiculigera, 2340 nucleotides. Lineage: Eukaryota; Metazoa; Nematoda; Chromadorea; Rhabditida; Rhabditidae. The record is from the annotation of a GenBank genome assembly.
AUGUGGGAAGAAGUGUGGCUGGCCGUCGGGAUUGUCCUCGCCGCCACCGCAGCCGUCCUCGGCUUCCGGAAAUUGCUUGAGAAGCGCGCCGGGAAAUCGUUCAACAAUGAAACGAUUAUUGCCAAGAGCGGCCACAUGUGGGAGCAGGUCCAGGAAUUCGACGGCAGCCCUUUCUGCUCGACAUGCGAGCGGCGGCUGGCUCGAGGGUAUCGCUGCGAGUAUUGUAACAUGAUGGUGGAUGAGGUAAAAUGCGCACGCUCGAUCUCGGCCGUCAAGUGCUGUAAGGCGAAUGCUGAAGUGACUUCGGACGACUUGAUAAAACAUCACUGGGUUCACGGCAACCUGCUUGGCGACGCUUUUUGCAGCGUUUGCGGAGAUGAAUGUGGUCAGGAUAUCGGGCUCAGCGAUUAUCGGUGCUCCUGGUGCGCGAGAAACGCGCAUUCAUCUUGCCGGGCCGAGCUUGAGGAGGUGUGCGAUUUUGGGGAGCUGAAGCAGUCGGUCGUCCCGCCCAACAAGGUCACGCUUCGGAAGGCCGGGAGCCGGGGGGUGAAACAGAUGGUCAUCGACGGCAUCAUUCGCCCUGAUGCGCCCCCGGAUUGGCGCCCCGUUUUCAUCCUCGUCAACCCGAAAAGCGGUAGCGGCGCCGGGAUCAAGGUGGCGUCGGCGUUCCGGUUGUUCCUGCACCCAAUACAGGUAAUCGACGUCACCAAAUCUCACAUGAAAGCCGUGCUCCGGUGGCUUGACGAACGGCCAGACAUCGAGGCGCGGAUAUUGAUCGCUGGUGGUGAUGGGACGAUCAGCUUUGUGCUGAACGACAUUGACGAGCUCGAAAAUCGACCACCAGUCGCCGUGCUUCCCCUCGGCACCGGAAACGACUUGAGCCGAGUGCUGGGACUCCUCAACAAAUUCCUCUUCUUCACGUUCGGUACAAAAGACGUUUUCGAGCGCGCUUGCUCGGGCUUGGAAUCUAAAAUUGAGCUGACCGUCGAUGGGAAAGUCGUGGAACUGCCCGAGAUCGAGGGCCUCAUCUUUUUGAAUAUACCGUGCUGGGGCGCUGGUGUGGAGCCAUGGAGCAUGGAGCCCAACGAAGAGAUGCCCCAAUCCUGCUCCGACGGCCGAUUCGAGAUUUUUGCAGUUCGCUCGUCGUUCCACAUUGCUCAAUUGCAGAUUUCCGGCCGUCGUCCGCCCGCCGUGGAGCUGCUCGAGGGGCUCGCUGGGAGUGAGGGCGACCUCUCCGGGCCACCGCUCGCCAAGAAGUUGAGUGAGUCCGUGGAGUCGCUGGUCGAAGAGAGCGGGUGCAAGGUGGAGAACGCGAGGGCCGUGCGACUACGAGAGGCUAUAAUGCGCGGCCACUGGAACGAGGCGCUGUCCGUACUUGAGAAGUCCUACCAAUUCCUGAGUCCCCACGAGCUCGAAACGGCCAAGCUAAUCAUACUCGAGGAGAAGUUCUUCGAGUUGCUUAGCAAGGGAGAGAACACAUUGGCUAUGAAACUGAUGCGGGAGGAGUACCCGAAUAAACGCUCGCUGAGGACGAGACGAACCGAACUUGUCGGGAUGCUCUUUGCUGAUGCAAAUGAGCUGGGCAAGCACCCGGAGAUCAAGAAGUUUGACUCCAGAGACGCACAUUGGCGUCGUCGCCUCGCCAUACGGGUCCAAAAACAGCUCGACCCGGCCUACAUGUUGCCCUGCAAGCGAUUGGAGCAGCUGACGGAUCAAGCCUUCAAAUACCAAGUCGGAAAGUGUCGGCUCCACUUCGAUGGUGAUCAUGUAAAGAUGGCUGACGAUUCGAUUUUCCGGAAUCAUGACUGCACCGAGGCCAAUAAGCCGUUGUUUAAGGCGCAUCAGAUCUUGAAAAAACACACCAGCGAGAUCUACGUAGUCGAAUUUUCGCCCGACGGCAGCAAGGUGGCCAGCGGGUCGAAGAAUGGAGAAGUUAUCAUCUGGCAGGUGGAUCAACGCUCCAGAAAACUCGGCGAUCCCGUGCUAAUCCGCCACAACAUGGACCUACAUGCGGAUGAUGAUCUAGACCAUGGCACCCUCUCCAUGUGGAGCGCCGACUCGGCCAAGCCGGUCGCGAAGCUUGACGAUAUCCAUCGAGGCGUCGUCAACUCGCUCCGCGUCUUCACCGCCAACCUCAUCCACUGCGCCGACAGCCGCCGCGCACGGCCGCAACGCGCCGCCCACCUCAGCGCCAACGGCGUCGGCGGCCACCGCUCAACACCGAUACCUCAACUCGACUCGGGUCAUAAGAAAAAGCCGGUCAACCAGCUCGACUACCUCCGUCUUCAAGCCGUCGCCCGGGCGCGCGGCUUGAUCUUCUCCAACCCAGGAUAUGCCAUU